AAGAGUGAGCAGCUGAGCGGUGCGAGCUGCUGCUGCGGUAGCUGGAGACGGGGCGGGAGGAGGCGGUGAAGGUGGAGCAAAACCUGCGCGGCUUCCUUCCCGUCCAGGCUGCAAGCGCCGAAGGCAUUCGGCAGGAGCACGGACGGCCUGCGUGGUCGGACGGGAAGACGGCGUGCUGAAGGCUCGUCGGAUGGGGCCGGCCGAGCUUCUUGUCGCCACACGCCGCACCGCCAAGCUGAGCGCAGGGAGGACGAAGGAGCGCGGCAGCGCAGGAGGCCGACAACCCAUGGAUUCAGACAUCAACAGCUAAACUGACGCAAAUUUACUGAUAUUUUUGACGAAGAUCGUUUUAUCGAGACACUCAGACAACAUAUCACUAUCUGCGGAAGGAAUAGAUUGAAAUGGAAAAUGCCCGUGAAAGGAGCUGGAGAGGGAAGUUUCACCGACCUGGUCGAGUUAUCAAUCCUGAGGCAAACAGAAGAGAUGAAAAAUGCCCACUUACUCCUCUAGAGGUUGGUAUGAUGCUGCGAGGCAUGGGAUUUGACAAUACAACCUUCCUCUAUGUAGCUUCUGACAAAAUAGAGAAUGCUGCAAAAUACAUGGCUCCCCUUCGCCAGAUGUUCCCUCUUUUAGAGACCAAGGACACUCUUGCUUUGCCUGAAGAAUUUGCUGAGUUUAAGGGGUACUCAUCUCGGUUAGCAGCAUUAGAUUACACUGUCUCUGUUCAGAGCCAGGUGUUUGUGACGACUCAAAGGGGGAACUUCCCUCACUUUCUGAUGGGGCACAGGCGUUACCUGCUAGGAGAGAAUGCAAAGACAAUAAAACCUUACAAACGGAAGCUGGUCUUAUCUUUUGAUGAUCCGAAUAUCAGGUGUACAUUUUGCUGAUGACGUCGGAAAAGCAUGGUCAAGCAUGGCAGUACAUUUUACCGAUAAUUACCGCUGGGAGCAUCCGCAAAGCAACCACACCAGCAUAAACAGAGGAAUCAGAGGCAGACGAAGCUAAAUAAUGUGUAAAACCUAGAACCUGACUAUCUUAGCUGGCCAUGCUGCUAUGCACGGUAGCUGUUUAGAUUCAAAAGGUGAAGCUACCACACAUGGAGUCUAGAACCACAUAUCGUUUCUAAAACAACAGGAAAAAGAAACACUUUGUAAAUGAUAAGCACAUAGCAAGUUUGAGAUGUAACAUUCCCGUUACGCUGUUUAUUUCAGGUUUCCGGACCGUUCUGAAGCCCAGAAGCCAUUAUUAUGAGAACGGUUGACGGCCUAACCUGCCUGAAGAAGAGCAGUUUGCCGGCAUAUGUCAGAAUGCGGACGACGACCCUGGCGACGACUAUUCGAAGCUGACCUCCGCAGGAUGCCUCCAUGAGAACGGCUCGAAAGUCGAUGGGCCCGUAGAAGAGCCGUAUGCUCUUGCAUAGCCAGACGAUGACGACGAUUGCCAGCUGCUCUUUCGGAAGAAGUGGAAGGAGUAGCGGAAACUGAAACACAGAUGAAAACAUAGUGAGGCAAAAACAGGAGAAAAAAAGCACGAGAAGUGUGGAAAGAAAGCAAGGUGGACGAACCACGCCACCAUCGAUCAAUUCCCGCAGCUGGCACAUCUGAUCUGGCCGCCGAGUGAUAUGAGCAAAACGAAUCGCAGGACUCCGCACAUCAUCAGCAGCAAGGGCGUCAGCAAGGGAAGAAUCAGAAGGGUAAACAUCAGCCGAAGACGGACCAGGCGCGUCAACAGCUCGCAAAGAAGCCACAGGCAAAGGUGUCCAUGAACUCUGGUCUCGCAAGGAUGGCAAAUGUGAGCCGUUGUCCACAGGGAAUAAAUCUGAACAAAAGCAGGAAAUAAGUAAGAUAGAAAUCAAGAAGAUUGAGAUAAGAAAAGAAAGCAAAAAAUGAAGACAAACCAGGUAGAGAAGCAGUAAAAUCGUCAUCGGUUAACGAAGGGGCGAUAGCAGAGUCGACGACAGCAUCAAACGCCCCAGGGAAAAGAGGCUGGAUAGAAGGGCCGCCAACAGCAGUAACCCAUCCCUGCCAUGCUCUCCAGAACGGCCAGCGGAAUCCCCUAGGUAAGCAGCAGAAGAAACCUGAGAAGAUAGGGGUAAAGAAUUCUGCAAAGAAACAACAGUGAACAAAAGGCAUCAGUACCAGAGCCUGAAUCGAUAACCGGCCGUUUGCCCAGCCAAAUUUCACGUCUUCUCAGAGUUUCUGCCUCUAACAAAAGGCAAAACAUUGCUGUCAGGCAUCAACGAUGAAGAAGAUCCAACGGCAGUCUGGGCUGCAAGAGAAACAGCAGAGAGUGGACGCAAGGGCGCCGCAGGCACGGGCACCAGAUCAAAAUCUGCAGGCAAGAUGGAGUGCGCGCGGCCGCGAGAACGGCCACGAGCACGACCUGGAGGCCUCCCACGGCGCAGACGACCACCGUCGGAAGCAAGACCACCGCGAGGCGGACGCGGAGGCAAAGCAUGAAGGCCACGAUGGCGGCGCGCGCGGAGCCGGAGACGGAGAAUGAGAAGAAGAGGGAGGCCGACCGCGCCGCCGGCCAGCAGAAGCGCGCGUAGGCAUAGACUACCUGCAGAAGAAAAAACCGGCCACCAUUACGAACCAAGGAGGAGGAGGGAGAUCAGAAAAAGUGAAGAAAAAAGAACAGUCCGGCCAGGCGAGCAAGAUCACCGUGACGGCGAGCAGAGAUCGAUCGUGGACGGACGAAGAACUAACGCGAACCACGAUCAGAGGAAGACGCAUGCGUCGGAGUUUCCGUGAGUAACCCCAGAAGAAAAGGAACAGAAUUAAUUGGGAAGGAGAAAAUUAAGGGGCGAUCAAAAAGGAAAAAAGGAGGUUGCAACACGGCAUCACCUCAAGCAAACGUGGAAGCAGCACGUAGCAAGCAGAAGAAAAACGUGGAAAUCCAGGAGGAUGGAGAAGCCAGGAAACGAAUGGAACAACAACUUGCCGGUUGCCGGUCACCCAGAGGCCUAAAAAAAAGGAAAGAUUAAACGGAUGACCAACCGACUAAAGGAGUGAAAAAAAAAAACAGAAAACGUGGCACCCUUUGAAUGGACGAAAAGGAAGGAAAAUAGAGCAUGAACAGUUGCCAAACUAAGCAGAACGCUUAAAAUCAGCUACGCUUUAUAUAGUGUAUGUAUAUAUAGUGUAUAAUAUCUCACGGAUAGUUGUCAACAUAAAACAAUAUAACAAGUGCAAUAAGUAAACAUGUAAGAAACAAUGCACACAGUUUACACAA
Lolium rigidum is the source of this 3234-nucleotide messenger RNA. Its product is annotated as O-fucosyltransferase 9-like. Lineage: Eukaryota; Viridiplantae; Streptophyta; Magnoliopsida; Poales; Poaceae. The transcript has 6 exons. The record is from RefSeq and is a predicted model, not a curated record. The coding region runs from base 402 to 887 and encodes 161 amino acids.